CAGCUGAACCAAAGAUAAGAGCUUAAAGCGCUUUCACUUCAUCGUCUAGUCACGUUCUGGUUUUAGGAAACAGCUGGAUUCGACGCAAUUCUGCAGAACGCUGCAGUGACGUUUCACUGUGCAGGAUCUCAGUUUCACUCAGUUCAGCGGUGUCGCCUUGUUCAAGACCCGUCAGGAGCGAAUGCGAGCCGGUUUUCGUCAGCCGGUUUCUGUGAUGCUAGCCGGAGAGGACGGCGCUCAGCUGCGGUGCUGUGUGGCGGUGGAGAAGCUGAACAACUGCGGCCAGGCCACCCGGAGACAGCUCGUCCGCAAAGCCUCCGUCAUCCUGGGCCGCAACGAGUUCCAGGAGCUGCUCCUGCGCGUGCACGACGGGAAACUGUCCCACAGUUACAUCCUGAAGGACUUCAGGCUCUUCACCAAGUUCGCCAGCGAGGGGAAAUGCACCGUGAAACUGCUCCCGGAAAACACCCAGCUGCUGCUCUCCAACUGCCCUCCCGACCGCCUGAAGCUGUUCCUGAAAACACUCAGCAUCAAGCACCAGGUCUGGCAGGGCGGCAAACCUCUGACCGACCGGGACAAGCUGAAGGCCGGCCUGCCCCGCAGCUUCGAGGCCGUCAGCCCUCUGCAGCAGAAAGACAUCCAGAAGGUGAAUGAGCUGCGGAGCAGAGCGGCUCCCUGCGGCCUGACGGACCGCAGCAACCAGGGGCCAGCUGCAGGCAAAGGUCAGCAGGUCAAACGGUCCCGAAGUGAUGCCAGCUGCAGCCCGGUGAAGGGAAACCCCAGUAAGAGAGUCAGCUUGUCUCUCCCGAUGCGGAAGCUCAGCAAAGAGCAGGCUGCUGUUCUCAGUGCGGUGCUGAGCGGCAAGAACGUCUUCUUCACUGGAAGUGCAGGUACGGGGAAAUCCUUCCUCCUGAAGAGAAUCCUGGGAUCUCUGCCCCCGAAGAGCACCUUUGCUACGGCCAGCACAGGAGUGGCUGCGUGUCACAUUGGAGGAACAACACUGCACAGCUUCGCUGGUAUUGGCUCAGGCUCCGCCCCCUUGGAGCAGUGUGUGGAGCUGGCCCAGCGGCCCGCUGUGCUGCAGCACUGGACCAGCUGUCGCCACCUCAUCAUUGAUGAGGUCUCCAUGGUGGAGGCCCAGUUCUUUGACAAGCUGGAGUCCGUAGCCAGGUCGGUGAGGAGAUCCACACAGCCGUUUGGAGGCAUCCAGCUCAUCGUCUGUGGGGAUUUCCUCCAGCUACCUCCAGUUUCUAGAGGAAAGGAAAAGGCCAGCUUCUGCUUCCAGGCCAGGAGUUGGAGGAAGGUCAUCCAGGUCAACAUGGAGCUAACAGAAGUGAGGAGGCAAACCGACCAGAACUUUAUCUCCCUCCUGCAGGCAGUGAGGGUAGGCAGAGUGUCGGAGGAAGUCACAGCCACGCUGCUGAAGAGCGCCUACCAUCAGAUAGAGCGGGACGGGAUUCUGGCCACCAGGCUGUGUACGCACAAGGACGACGUGGAGCUUACCAAUCAGAACAAACUCCAGCAGCUGCCAGGGUUAUCACGGGCAUUUGAGGCUGUAGACAGCGACCCAGAGCUGGUGAGGACCAUAGACGCUCUCAGCCCAGUCAGCAGGCUGAUCCAGCUGAAAGUGGGAGCCCAGGUCAUGCUGACCAAAAACCUGGAUGUGGCUAAAGGUCUGGUGAACGGCGCCAGGGGAGUGGUGGUCUCAUUCGACUCAGGAAAACAAGGAUUCCCACGUGUUCGCUUCCUGUGUGGGAUCACGGAGGUGCUGAAGCCGGAGCGCUGGGUGUUUAAAUCCGCCAGUGGGAUUCAGUUGAGCCGACAGCAGCUGCCGCUGAAACUGGCCUGGGCCAUCUCCAUCCACAAGAGCCAGGGAAUGACUCUGGACUGCUUGGAGAUCUCCCUGGCUCGGGUGUUUGAGAGCGGCCAGGCCUACGUGGCCCUGUCUCGAGCUCGAAGCCUGGAGGGCCUCAGGGUCAUGGACUUUGACCCCCAUGUUGUCCGGGCGGAUCCAGAUGUUCUCCUCUUCUACAAGAAGCUGAGGAAGGAGCAGCUGCUCAUGCAGGCCUCCAUGGAUGAUUUCUAUAAUAAAGAAAAUGCUUGACAGGCAUCUGCAUCUCCUGAGCCACUAUGCACCAUGUGCAUGACUUAUGCUUUUAAUACAACCUGAAUUUAACUUAACUCACUGGCUGAGUUCCACUGCCACCUGCAGUUCAUUUCUGUGACUUGCAGUUUUUAAGUUUUUUUUUUUUUUUAUCAUGG
This is a messenger RNA of Poeciliopsis prolifica (blackstripe livebearer), 2262 nucleotides long. It is a transcript of the gene pif1, whose product is annotated as PIF1 5'-to-3' DNA helicase homolog (S. cerevisiae). Bases 182 to 2104 code for a protein of 640 amino acids. Gene Ontology annotation, molecular function: DNA helicase activity; ATP hydrolysis activity. Gene Ontology annotation, biological process: DNA repair; telomere maintenance. The record is from RefSeq and is a predicted model, not a curated record. The transcript is spliced from 12 exons. Lineage: Eukaryota; Metazoa; Chordata; Actinopteri; Cyprinodontiformes; Poeciliidae.